Molecule: messenger RNA, 2478 nt
Organism: Xenopus laevis (African clawed frog)
Lineage: Eukaryota; Metazoa; Chordata; Amphibia; Anura; Pipidae
Product: suppressor of cytokine signaling 1-like
Exons: 1
Coding region: 396-977 (193 amino acids)
Source: RefSeq, a predicted model, not a curated record
UUCAAAAAGGAUUCAUUAGACCUUAGUUGAUAUUAAGUACAAGGUACAGAGAAAAGGAAAUACAGUAUAUUUUAAAAUUCAAAUUAUUGUAUUAGAACAGUCUAUAGGUGGUGACCUUCCCGUAAUUCGGAGCUUUCUGGAUAACAUAUUUCUGGAUAACGGAUCCCAUAACUUACAGCCGCAACAAUGGAAUUCACAAAAGCUAUGAAAUUUGAUAUAAACUAGUAAUUAAAUUAACACAAUCUUGCCAUAUGUGUAUGUUAACUAUUUAAGUGCCAGAUGUUUGUUCCUUUAAAUCAAAGAAUGAGAUUAACCCCCUUGUGUGUUUUCUUGCAGGCUAGAGAGGUAUAUGUUCUGGAGAUCGAAGAUGUCCUUUGCCAUAUGGAGCAUUUGAAAUGGUUGGAGGUGGGGCUUGCCCCCAGCAAGAGUCAGCCCAGAUUAUCUAUCCUGUGCCUGCUCCACUUGCACCCCCAUCACGAUACCGUCUUUUUAAGGGAAGUGAGCGCCAACUCGUAGAGAGAUCUGUGGUCACUUUGCAGGCCAGUGGUUUCUAUUGGGGACCCUUACCUACAAAAGAAGCUCAUGCUAUGUUAGAAAGAGAGCAAAUUGGUACAUUUUUAGUUCGGGACAGCUCACAGGGCAACCAUCUUUUUAGCGUCAGCAUCAAAAUGGAGUCUGGUCCAGUCAGUGUUCGGGUCCUCUUUUUAAAGGGCUUUUUCUGGCUAAGGGAGCUCUUUUCAGACUGCCCAGUUAAGCUUCUGGAGCUAGCUGUGGAGAAAUGCCAACAUACACCUCUUAGAUGUCAAAAUGGCAUCCAGUUAACUCUGUCUCGGCCUCUGCGCAGGACUCGAAUUCUUAGCUUGCAACAGAUAUGCCGCCGGUGCAUAAUUACUCACCAUGGAAGAGAGGGACUGGCCGAACUACCCAUUCAGCCGGCUCUGCGACGAUUUAUUGAGGAUUUCCCCUUUAAGAUCUGAUAUUAAAUCGGUGAAAGCGGAAACAAAAUAAAUCUCCAAGUGCCUUUUAUUAUUUAAUUGGUGUCACAGCAAUGCAUCAACAUGAGACUGCAUUGGACUGUAUAUCUACAGAAACCAUCACCAUAACACCUCUGUGGAAAGCAAAAGCGCAGUAAAAUGUUGUUGCCAAAAAGAAUAUAUUUUUGUAACAAAUAAGCUUGCAUGUAGGGAGUUGGCUUGUGAACUGAUAUAUAAUGUAACUCGCUGGCAAUAGGAAUGUAAGCGUUGUGGGGCUCAUUCAGCGUCAUGGCACACCUACACUAUUCUAUUCCUUCCUUAAUUCAUCAUCAGUAUUGGGAGAAUCUUAAAGGAGAACUAAACCCCCCACAGUGAUAAGUCCCCACUGGCCUGCCUCCCCCCAGAAUUGUGUCCCCUGUAGGAUUACUGACCGUACAUGCAGAGUGAGCACAGCGGAGCUCACGGACUCCAUCUUCGGCAAUCCUCGUAAAGUGAACGCCGUAUUGGCGCAUGCGCUGUUGAAGCAAUCUUCUGGUUUGCAAAAAACGAUGCAUGUGCCGGAAAUUGCCGAAGCGCCAGAAGAAGACCCAGGGAUUACUUUAAGUCCCGGAAGAUGGAGCCGUGCUCACUCUGUAUGUAUGUAUGUAUGUAUGUAUGUAUGGUCAGUAAUCCUACAGGGGACACAAUUCUGGGGUAACGCUUAGCAGGGAGGGGGGCCAGCCAAGGGGGGUCAGAGGGGACUUAUCACCAUGGAGGUUGAAUUAUCCUUUAAAGAACUGUUAAGCUAUUUCAUUCAGAGGGGAAGUUUGCCUUUAUGGGGUUUUUUUGUAUGGACCUGUUUUUAUCAGUUGGACUUAAUUAUUUAUUUUGUAUGGUUUUGAUUUAUUAGCGUUGUUCUCUCUUUUUCCAGACUGCAGUUGCUAUCUCAUUAUUAGGGUCACUGACCCUGACAACCAAAAGAAAACAUACUUACUGGCUUCAUUUAUAUCCUAAUUUUUAUUGCUUCUUUCUGCUCACUUGUUGCAGUAGAAAUGAACCCUCUUGCAGCCAGGGAAAGAUUUAGAUACAAGAGUAAAUAAUUCAAAAACUAUAAAGAAUAAAAAAAUAAGUCCAACUGAAAAUUGUGAACUACCUCCUCACAGUCAAAAGAUUUAGAUAAAAGAGUAGAUAAAAGACUCUAAAAUGGUUAGAGAAUACCAACUUUGUGUCAUUGUUCUGUGCACAGUAACCCAGUGCAGUGCUGCUCAGUUCCAUAUAAUAUAGAGAUUCCAGAUACUCCAAAAUGUGCCCAUGAAAAAAUAAAUUACCUAAGUGUUCAGCUGAACUGAAUCUGAACCCUUAUAGUGGUUGUUCACAUUUGCGUUAACCUUAAGAACAAUUUAGAGAGUGAUAUUCCGAGACAAUUUCAGUUUUUCAAUUUUGUUAUUUGUGGUAUUUGAGUUAUUUAUCUUUUUUUCAGCAUCUCUCCAGUUUGCAGUUCAGCAAUCUGGUUACUAGGGUCCAA